GAAGACUCACUACUAGCUCCUUAUCCUUAUCCCUACCUUUUUACUCUCACCACUGCUCAAACCUCUCAAAUAUCUAUAACUUUCACUAUCUAGCUUAGCAAAUCAGAGUGUUCCCCGACAACCAAACCAUCAAAGCUUCGAAUUGUUGCAAUGGCAGAAGCAGUAGUGUCGAUUGCUCUAGAAACCUUGCGUGAUUUGUUGUUGGAAGAGGCAAAGUUUUUAUACGGCGUGGGCGAUGAAGUGAAGGAGCUCGAGUGGCAGCUCAAAGAGAUGAAGUGUCUCAUCAAAGACGCCGAUAGACGACGACAUGAAAGCGAAACCAUUUUGAAUUGGAUCUCGGAGAUCAAAGAUCUUGUGUACAGAGCGGAAGCUGCCAUUGAAAGACACACAGCUCAUCAAGUGUGUUCAAGGAGAAGACGAGGGCGAGGACUGAGACAGCUCAUCUGCAGAUAUUCUUGUAGUUUGGAAGAAUACAUGUCGAUCCACCAACUAGGCUCGGAGAUUUCACCAAUCAAAUCCCGUCUUGAAAGGAUAAACAAGGAAAUGUUAAAAAGUGGGAUAAAGAAGAGCAUCAUCAACAAUACAGAUGAAGGGGAAAGCUCGUCCGCCAACAACAGGGCGAGGAUGACCUUUCCUGAAUUCGUGAUCGGAGACUGUUUUGUGGGGAUGGAGAAUGAGCUGAAGCAGCUUGAUAACCUCUUAGUGGAAGAGAAAGAUCAUCGAUUAAUUUCAGUGUGGGGAAUGGGGGGAUCAGGCAAGACCACCAUUGCCAAAAAACUCUACAACGAGAACAAGACUAGCUUUGAUCUUUCUGCAUGGGUUUGCAUUAGUCAGCAGUGUCAGAGUUUUAAAUCAGUUUGGGAGGAUGUUCUGAAGCAGCUAGACCCACAAAUAAGAGAGGACUUUAUGCCAAGUCUGAGCGAGUGGGAGUUGAAGGAGCGAUUGUGCAAGAUACAAAGAGAGAAGCGAUGCCUCAUUGUUGUGGACGAUCUUUGGAAAGUUUCUGAUUGGAAUGAGUUGAAACAUCCCUUCCUUGUCCAUGAUCUGCGGAGCAAAAUCUUGAUCACCACGCGCGAACAGGAAGUUGCAGAGAUUGGGUGCCCCGUAAAACUUGGGCUUCUAAAUAUGGAAGAUGCAUUGGAACUACUCAAGAAGAAAGCAUUUCCCCAUACCAACAUUCCAGAGUUUGCAUUGGAAGAAAAUUUUGAGAAAAUAGGGAAAGAAAUGGUGCAGAAAUGUGGGUAUUUGCCGUUGGCAAUUUCUUUACUUGGCGGGGUCUUGAGAAUGAAAAAUUCGAUGAAGGAUUGGGAGUUAGUAAAUGAGGAUAUCAAAGACUUCAUAUAUAGAGAUGAAAGUGAGAUUGAUGGAGUGCUAAAUUUAAGCUAUGAAAGUCUACCCUAUUAUUUGAAGCCUUGCUUUCUCUAUAUGGGUAUAUUUCAAGAGGACGAAGAUGUAGAUGUUGAGGAUCUAUAUAGGAUGUGGAGAGCACAAGGCAUGAUUUCAUAUGAGAAUAUUCGAGACAAGGACAAAACUUUGAGGGAAAUCGCGGAGCUCUACUUGGGUGAAUUGGCCUCCAGGUCCAUCGUCCAAGUUGACAUUAAUGACUACUAUGGUGUCACACCUGGGGAAAAAUAUUCGAGGUGCAAACUUCACGAUGUAGUAAGAGAACUAUGUUUAAAAUUGGUGAAAAGGGAGGAUUUUGGUGUGGAGAGUUUGGUGUAUCAAAGUGGGAAACUUAGUACCUUACUACGGCAAGCUUCCUCUCAUAUGAGAAUACGACAUUUGGCUAUCAAUUUCAAAGGUGAAGUCCAAGUGCAACCUGAUGAGCUUACAAUCACUUCUGGAGAAGAUAGUAGCAAACAUUUAAGGUCUCUUCGAAUGGUCAAUUGCAUAUAUCCGAGUGUUGUUGAGUUUCCCCCACAAAGUAUAGUUGAUUUUCAGAAAUUCAAACUACUGAGAGAUCUGGUUAUAGAUGGAUUCAAAUUUGCAGGAAGAAAGUUACCGAGUGGAAUCAGUAAUCUUGUUCACCUAAGACGUUUGUGUUUAGAAAGAUGUGAAUUUGAUAAGCUAACGUCGUCCAUAAGAGACUUGGUAUACAUGGAUACCCUUGAUUUAAAUUUUUCGAGAAAUGUUGAAGUUCCAAAUGUUUUUAAGGAGAUGCUAUGUAUGAAACACUUGUUUCUUCCCACGUACGAUGAUGAAAAGAUUGGAAGUUAUCGAUUAACAUUGGACGGGGAAGUGGUUGAGUUGGAGACCCUAUGGGGGUUAGAUAGUAGAGUGCAUGAGUUAAAAUGUAUGAACAGAAUGAAGAAUCUGCGAAAAUUUUCAACAGAAAUACACGACAAUGAAAGCUUGUCAGCCAUGAUAGACGCCAUUGCUACCAUGGACAAGUUAGUAGAUUGUAAAGUUGAAAUCAAAGAGGGUUGCGAGUUAGGAACAAAUGAGGGAGUGUUAAUAUUGAAGAAGGCACUCACAUGCUCCAAUCUUCAUGACUUGUGGAUUGAAGUUAAGUUAGGGAAGGCCCUGGCAGAGUGCGGCCGUGACUUCAGCAGCUCUAAACUUACGAGUUUGGACCUAUAUGAAUGUGAGAUUGAUGAUGAUCCAAUGGGGAUACUAGGGAAGCUUCCUUGCUUGGUAGAAUUGUGUUUAUGGAGGAAAUCAUUUGUGUGGGAGGAGAUGACGUGUCCAUUAAACAGUUUUCCUCGCCUCAAGAAGCUUAUUCUAUAUCAAUUACCAAAGUUGAGGGAGUGGAGAGUGAAGGCAGGAGCCAUGCCCCUUCUCUCUAAAAUAGUGAUUUGGGAUUGUGCUAGUCUGAAGAUGCUUCCAGAUGGAUUGAGCGGCAUUUCUACUCUUCGGGAACUGUGUAUCUAUAAAAUGCCAGAAUUGGGGAAGAGGGUAUCGGCAUCGGGAGAGGAUUUCCACAAAGUCACCCAUGUCCCUUCAAUUGUCAUCCAUGACUAUAACUAGCUAGUUUAGUCUCCUAUAAAGAGAACACUUUUGUAUAAUUGUUGAUUAUAGGUUGAUCACUGGUUCUGUGGAGAAUAACUGAUUAUCACUACCACUUUUGAUGCUCAAACAAAACAUUUUACCUUA
This is a messenger RNA of Salvia miltiorrhiza (redroot sage), 3093 nucleotides long. Its product is annotated as putative disease resistance protein At1g50180. Gene Ontology annotation, molecular function: ADP binding. Gene Ontology annotation, biological process: defense response to other organism. The record is from RefSeq and is a predicted model, not a curated record. The transcript has 2 exons. Bases 151 to 2967 code for a protein of 938 amino acids. NCBI's taxonomy places the organism in Eukaryota, Viridiplantae, Streptophyta, Magnoliopsida, Lamiales, Lamiaceae.